Messenger RNA from Podarcis raffonei (Aeolian wall lizard), 1973 nucleotides. It is a transcript of the gene ZNRF2, whose product is annotated as zinc and ring finger 2. The coding region runs from base 478 to 1191 and encodes 237 amino acids. Lineage: Eukaryota; Metazoa; Chordata; Lepidosauria; Squamata; Lacertidae. The transcript is spliced from 5 exons. The record is from RefSeq and is a predicted model, not a curated record.
GGCGGCGGCCGGGCCAGCGAGCGAGGGAGGCGCGGCUGCGCAGAGGUGCCGCCCCCCUCGCCUCACACUUGAGCGAGCGCGCGAGCGGCCUCUGAGGCGGGCGACGGGCCGCCGCUGCUACUGCCGCCGCCUCUUUCCUCACACGACGACCACCGCGGCAGCGACGAUGGCCGGAGCGGCGGGGCCGAGGACUUGGGCAGCGGCUGCGUUCCCCGGCAGAGCGGUACUGGCUUCCCCGUCUUCCUCUCCCUCGCCCGUCGUCGCCGUCGUUCUUCUGAGGGACUCGCCGCGGCGGAGGCAGCGCCGCCUCAGCGCCGGGCCCGCCCGCUGAAAGCCGCGGCGGCUCUUCUCCCUCAGCUGCCGGGUCCGGGGAAAGGAGCGAGGGCGGCGCGCUUUCGCCUACCCCGCCCCGCGCGGGGAAGCAGCCGAGCCUGAGAGGAACCGCAGCCAGACGGCGACGGCGAGGAAAGGCGGGCCAUGGGCGCCAAGCAGAGCGGCCCGGCCGCCGCCAAUGGCCGGACCCGGGCUUACUCCGGGGGGGACUUGCCUUCCAGUAGCGGCGGCGGCGCGAACGGGCGGCCGGCAGGCGGCGCGGCGAGGUACACGCACCUGGCCCCGGGAGGGCAGCACCACGCGGGGCCCGGCGGCUCGGCCAGCGGAGCGGCGGCGGCGGCUGCGCCCCGGAGCAGGUCUCUAGGCGGGCCGGGCGCGUCCGGGGCUCGCGCGGCUCAUUCUGCCUUCAACAUCCCCAACAGCAGCGGCCUCUACGGCUCGCAGGACUCGGUCAGCAGCACCCCUGAGGAAGGGGGCAGGGAACGGGCCGCGGCCGGAGGAGGUGGAGGCGGCGGUGCUGGAGGAGGACACGGCAGCGGCGGGCCCCGGCUCGUCAUCGGCUCGCUGCCCGCCCACCUCUCGCCUCACCUGUUCGGAGGAUUCAAGUGCCCUGUUUGUUCCAAGUUUGUCUCUUCAGAUGAAAUGGAUUUACAUCUUGUGAUGUGUUUGACAAAACCAAGGAUAACCUACAAUGAGGAUGUGCUGAGUAAAGACGCUGGGGAGUGUGCAAUAUGCCUGGAAGAGCUGCAGCAAGGGGAUACAAUAGCACGAUUGCCUUGUCUAUGCAUAUAUCAUAAAGGAUGCAUAGACGAAUGGUUUGAAGUAAACAGAUCUUGUCCUGAGCAUCCCUCAGAUUAACGUCAGAGUUUCCUGUUUUGUGUAGUCUCUCACACUGAUCAUCACGUGUAAAGGAUUUGGCGUUCCAUCUUCAGAUGCCGACGUGAGACUGGACUUCUGUUCACUUUGUACUGGAAAGUUAAGAGGGAGAUGGAACACGACACGGGACAAGUGAUGCGAAGCUGGAAGCUCAGUGUACCGACACUCAGCUUAAAGGAGGCACAGGGAUUCUUGAAAAUGCUGCACAUCCUGGAAAAGUCCUCUUCCCACAGACUUUACGGACAACAUUUUGUAUCUACAGGCCAAAGUUACUAACUUUCAUUUUAAUUUUUUUUUUAAAAAAAGAAAACUGUCUACAGAAGCAGUUUGUUCUCACGUUCUUUCUUGAAUGGAAGCUGUGUGCUCCGGAUCAAGAUUCUGGGACAUUGUACAAGGAAAAUGCCAUUUUGGAGUUGGAAUCCGCCCCACUCCCACUGUGUACCAGGAGCUUGGGAUUGGGGGUAAAGGCAGUCUAUGAAGUACAUACAGUUAAGCGGUGUGAACUUCCUCAUGAAAUUUUGCACCCUUUCUGCUGUUCACAUUUUUUCUGUGAAAGAAUGCAACAUUCCUUGACUUAGGAUUUUAUUUUUUAUUUUUUAAGUAAAGCUUUGCCAGAGUGCAGCCCAAAGAGCAAAAUGUAAUCAAGGCAGAUCAUUAAUUGACGUCGUUGAUCAGGCUACAGAGUUAAUUGAAAUCCGCAUACUGUGUUCAUUUACUGAAAUUCACCUUUACUGCUUGUGGAUAUCAAUGCAGCAGCAAAACUG